CUCCGGCCCCUCCGUGCCGGGCAUGGCUCUGCCUCCGCCCGCCGCCGCUGAACCCUGCGAGGCCGAGGAGAGUUUCUGACCGUGCCCGGCAACUCCGCGCUGCCGGGAACCCCGGGGGCUGCCUGCAGCGCGCUCCGACGCCCCUCUCGCUGCCGCACACAGGCGCGCUCCCUCGCCCUCGCCCCCCCCCGACUCCGCACGCCGUCUCCACCUCGCUCACACACACGCGCGCGCUCUUCCUCUCAUUCUCCCUUUACCCGUAGGUGAACCGAUAGCCAUUGAAUGAGGACGAAAAGUUAAGAGAUUAAACCAAUAUGAACCAUCGUUGCUCGUAGCAGUGCCGUAUCCAGAGCAGAGCAUUAUCCAGCGAGCAUCCCCAAAGGAAUGGAGUCGGUAAAACAAAGGAUUUUGACUCCCGGCAAGGAGGGAUUGAAGAAUUUUGCUGGAAAAUCGCUCGGGCAACUCUACAGAGUUCUAGAGAAGAGGCAGAAGCCCGGGGACACCAUCGAGCUGACUGAAGAUGGAAAACCCAUGGAAGUGCCCGAAAAGAAAGCCCCGUUGUGCGACUGUACCUGCUUCGGGCUGCCCCGGAGGUACAUCAUUGCCAUCAUGAGUGGACUGGGAUUCUGCAUUUCCUUCGGGAUCCGAUGUAACUUGGGAGUGGCCAUCGUGGAUAUGGUCAAUAACAGCACCAUACACCGAGGAGGAAAAAUUAUAAAAGAGAAAGCGAAGUUCAAUUGGGAUCCUGAAACAGUCGGCAUGAUCCACGGCUCUUUUUUCUGGGGAUACAUAAUCACGCAGAUCCCCGGAGGGUACAUCUCAUCGCGGCUGGCAGCGAACAGAGUAUUUGGUGCUGCUAUAUUGCUGACAUCUUCCCUCAACAUGCUAAUACCAUCUGCAGCCAGGGUGCACUAUGGAUGUGUCAUCUUCGUUAGGAUCUUGCAGGGCCUUGUAGAGGGGGUCACCUACCCUGCCUGCCACGGUAUUUGGAGCAAGUGGGCCCCCCCAUUAGAAAGAAGUAGGUUAGCAACCACUUCCUUUUGUGGUUCCUAUGCAGGAGCUGUCAUUGCAAUGCCUUUAGCUGGGAUUCUAGUGCAAUACACUGGGUGGUCUUCUGUGUUCUAUGUGUAUGGGAGCUUUGGUAUAGUCUGGUACAUGUUUUGGCUUUUGGUUUCAUAUGAGAGUCCUGCAAAGCAUCCUACAAUCACAGAUGAAGAAAGGAGGUACAUAGAAGAAAGCAUUGGAGAGAGUGCCAACCUCCUAGGUGCAAUGGAAAAAUACAAAACACCAUGGAGAAAAUUUUUUACAUCUAUGCCAGUCUAUGCAAUAAUAGUUGCAAACUUCUGUAGAAGCUGGACUUUUUACUUGCUGCUAAUUAGUCAGCCUGCUUACUUUGAGGAAGUGUUUGGAUUUGAAAUAAGCAAGGUGGGUAUCUUAUCUGCUGUGCCGCAUUUAGUGAUGACAAUUAUUGUUCCUAUUGGGGGACAAAUUGCUGACUUUUUAAGAAGCAGACAGAUUGUUUCAACGACUAAUGUGAGAAAGAUAAUGAACUGUGGAGGUUUUGGUAUGGAAGCAACUCUUCUUCUCGUGGUGGGAUAUUCACACAGCAAAGGAGUGGCUAUUUCAUUCUUAGUGCUUGCUGUAGGCUUUAGUGGAUUUGCCAUAUCUGGAUUCAAUGUCAACCAUUUAGACAUUGCCCCGAGGUAUGCUAGCAUUUUAAUGGGGAUUUCUAAUGGAGUCGGGACCUUGUCUGGAAUGGUUUGCCCUAUAAUUGUUGGAGCAAUGACAAAGAACAAGACACGUGAAGAAUGGCAGUAUGUCUUCCUCAUUGCUGCUUUAGUUCAUUAUGGAGGUGUGAUCUUCUACGGCAUAUUUGCUUCAGGAGAGAAACAGCCCUGGGCAGACCCUGAACAGACAAGCGAAGAGAAAUGUGGCUUUAUUCAUGAAGAUGAACUUGCUGAGGAGACAGGGGACAUUACUCAGAAUUAUGUAAAUUAUGGUACCACCAAGUCUUAUGGUGCUACAACCCAGGUCAAUGGUGGCUGGCCUAAUGGCUGGGAGAAAAAAGAGGAAUUUGUACAAGAGGAAGUACAAGACUCAUACAACUACAAGGAAAGAGAUUAUUCAUAACAAACCUAAAUAUUUGGUAUAUUUU
This is a messenger RNA of Onychostruthus taczanowskii (white-rumped snowfinch), 2155 nucleotides long. It is a transcript of the gene SLC17A6, whose product is annotated as solute carrier family 17 member 6. The transcript is spliced from 12 exons. Gene Ontology annotation, molecular function: neurotransmitter transmembrane transporter activity; L-glutamate transmembrane transporter activity. Gene Ontology annotation, biological process: monoatomic anion transport; synaptic transmission, glutamatergic; neurotransmitter loading into synaptic vesicle. The coding region runs from base 385 to 2130 and encodes 581 amino acids. Gene Ontology annotation, cellular component: synaptic vesicle membrane; excitatory synapse. Lineage: Eukaryota; Metazoa; Chordata; Aves; Passeriformes; Passeridae. The record is from RefSeq and is a predicted model, not a curated record.